Tupaia belangeri chinensis (Chinese tree shrew) is the source of this 572-nucleotide messenger RNA. RefSeq names its product NADH:ubiquinone oxidoreductase subunit A12 (gene NDUFA12). Gene Ontology annotation, cellular component: membrane; respiratory chain complex I. Gene Ontology annotation, biological process: response to oxidative stress. NCBI's taxonomy places the organism in Eukaryota, Metazoa, Chordata, Mammalia, Scandentia, Tupaiidae. The transcript is spliced from 4 exons. The record is from RefSeq and is a predicted model, not a curated record. The coding region runs from base 65 to 502 and encodes 145 amino acids.
AGGGGCCGCUUCCGCCCGGUGCAUUUUCCUCGGCGCAUCCAGGAGGCGGGGCCUGCUGCGCAAGAUGGAGUUACUGCAAGUCCUGAAGCGGGGGCUUCAGCAGGUCAGCGGCCAUGGCGGCCUCCGCGGCUAUCUACGAAUUUUUUUCAGGACAAAUGAUGUGAAGGUUGGUACAUUAGUAGGAGAAGAUAAAUAUGGAAACAAAUACUAUGAAGAUAACAAGCAAUUUUUUGGCCGUCACCGAUGGGUUACAUAUACUACUGAAAUGAAUGGCAAAAACACAUUCUGGGAUGUGGAUGGAAGUAUGGUACCUCCUGAAUGGCAUCGUUGGCUUCACUCUAUGACCGAUGAUCCUCCAACCACAAAGCCACCUACUGCUCGUAAAUUCAUCUGGGCGAACCAUAAAUUCAACGUGAGUGGCUCUCCAGAACAAUAUGUACCUUAUUCCACCACUAGGAAGAAGAUUCAGGAGUGGGUCCCACCUUCAACACCUUACAAGUAAAGACCAUGGAAAAGAGUUUAAACAUGUAAAAUAUGGGGCUUUUCUUGGAAUUGCACUUUAUUGCUUACUA